Molecule: messenger RNA, 5868 nt
Organism: Astrephomene gubernaculifera
Lineage: Eukaryota; Viridiplantae; Chlorophyta; Chlorophyceae; Chlamydomonadales; Astrephomenaceae
Source: the annotation of a GenBank genome assembly
GGUGGUACUGCGUGCUACCGUAAGCGGAUUGCACAUAAUCUGGCAUGGCAGUCUAUCGUCGUGCUCCAUCGCAAUAGGCCUAGCGCACGGCCGAUAGCUUUUUACCGCUGCAAGCAAUUCGGAAGAAAGGCGCCCAACUGAUUAGGCUUACAUUCUGGGCGGCGGCGACGACGGAAGCGCCCCGAUGGAGCUCGCCUUUACCGGCAGCUUCGCCUUGGCCGCAUGGCAGGUCCUUGGGAGGCUGCGAAAGCAUGCGGCAAAAAUUGAGGAAAACGUGAACGAUGGACUGCUCCUGGAUCAGUGGGAGGACGAAUGCAAGGCGUUGGUGGCCCAAAAGCGGCGUUCCGUUGCGGCCAUGGGCAAGGGCGCCGCUGCUAGCGGGCACGAGCACAUCUGGGACGACUGGAACAAGAAGAAGCUGAAGCCGGCUCAAAAGAUCCAGCUCGUAACCGACGUGGCGGAUUUGGCUCAGUGGGCGGGCGGCGGCAGCUGGGUUCCGGAGCUGAAGUCCGAGGGGCCGCUCAAGCCCUGGAGCAAGUACGGCACCAAGGGCAAGGUGCACCUGCUGCAGGCUGCGGACGCGCUGCAGUUCAACUUCGGUGAGGCCGCCCGGGCGCAGGCGGAGCUGCUGGCGGGCAACUGGCUGUGGCAGGUCACGGAGGCCCUGCCCGCCAUCUCCGCCGAGCCCAUCCGCGCCACCGCCCCACUUGCCCCGCUGGCGGAUCUCAAAACCCGACUGAGUACGGCAGACGCUGCCGUACGAGCGGCGUACGACAGCGAGCGGCGGAGCCAGGCGGCGGGUCUGAAGGGCCUUGUGGAGCCGCUGGCGGUGGCGGCGUGUGCCAGGAGGAUGCAGGUCCUGCGUGUGCUGCUGGAUGAGGUGGGCCUUACGCCCGCCAACGCUGCAGCUGCCGUACAGUCGAUCCGUACGGAGCUGACGUCGCCGCCGCUGACGUUGACGCCGGCGGAGGCGGCGGUGGCGGAGCAGAAGGCCGCGGCGGCGGCGGCGGUGGGGGCGGAGGCGGAGGCAGCGGUGGCGGAGGAGCGGGGAGCACGGAUGGCGGAGAUUGAGGAGGCGGCGGCGCGGACGUAUCGCCGGGCGCUGACGCUUCAGGCUUCUUCUCCGUCCCACUGGCACGCCAGCAGCGACACCCCCGCCCUGCACCGGUUGGGUCUGCUGGCGGCGCUGCUGGGCGAGCUGGUGGCGUGCGAUGCAGCGGCAGGAGCUGGUGGUGGUGCUGGUGCCGCUGCGGCUGACAUGGCGGACUCAGUGCGCAAGCUGACACCGCAGCUGAGGAUCAAGCUGAGCGAGGCUGAGGUGGCUCGUCGUACCGAGCUCCUGCAGGCCCUCACACCCGCACCACCCGCACCGGCGGAGGCGGAGGCGCCGGCAGCGGUUGAGGCGGAGGCGCCCGCUGCCCCCGUCGCUGAGGCCCCGGCGGCUGAAGAGACCUCGCCUGACGUCGCCGCUGCGACUGACGGCGACGGUGCUGAGGCAACCACCAACACCGCAGCAGCAGAAGCGGAGGAGGCGGAGGAGGCGGCGGAGGCUGAGACAUCUGAGGAGGCGGAGGCAGCGAAGGAGGAGGAGGUGCAGGUGGAGGAGGAGGAGGCGCCUCCGGCACCACCAGCUCGCCCCACCCCCUCCGCUGCUGCCUCGGAGCUGCGUGCGCUGCUGGAGGCCGCCAUUCGGGCGCAGCUGGCAGCGGCGCGGGAGGAGCGAAGGGCUGCUAGGGCGGCGGCGAGGGCUGAGGAGAAGGCGGCUGCCAAGGUGAAGGCGGAGGCGGAGCAGGCAAAGGCCGCCGCUGCUGCUGCUGCUGAGGAGGAGGAGGAGCAAGCGAAGGUUCCUGAGCAGGCAGAGGAGGAGGCGGAGAAGGCGGAGGUGGAGGCUCCGGUUGCUGCAGCGGCGGCGGCGGCAGUGGAAGAGAAGCAGCAGGAGGAGGGGGAGCUCGUUUCGGUUUCCUUGGAGGUGGUGCAAGCGGGUGUCACGGUUGGCUUGACGGUGACUGAGGAGGGCGGCGUCGCGGUUUCAAUCAAGGUUUCGGAGAGCGUCAUCCUCAGAAUUGCCGUGGAGGAGAAGCAGCAGCAGCAGCAGGAGGUUGUGAAGGCGGUUGAGCCGGAGGAGGCGGUGACGGCGGCAGCCGCAGCGGCAGCGCAAGAGGAGGAGGAGGAGGAGGAGGAGGAGCAGCAGAAGGCGGCUGUGGCGGAAGCCUCUUCUGACGAGUCGCUAGCGCAGGAGGCUCCCCCGUCGGCGCCUGAGGCAGAGGCCGAGGAGGAGAAGGCGGAAGAGCCUGAGGAGCAGCAGCAGCAGCAGCAGCAGCAGGAGGGCGAGGAGGCGGAGGAGGAGGAGCCACCCACAGCGGAGGAGGCGGUGGAUGUGGAGGCCGUGAAGAGCAGCGUGGAGGCGGAGGCACGGGCUCGCGCAGAGGCGGAGAAGGAGGCGGCGGUGAUGAAGCUGCAGGACGCGCUUGAAGCGCUGCGUGCCAGCGUCGCUGACAAGGCGACGAAGGAGCUCAUUGCACGUGUCAAUGCGGCGACGGCGGCGACGGAGGCUGGCGCUGACGGCGCGCCUGACGCCGGCGCGCGGCUGCUGGCGCUGGAGGCUCAGCUCCGGGCCGCCGGCGCGGCGGAGGCGAAUGCGCUCGCGAGGGCCGCCGCCGACGCCGCCGCCAGGCUGACGGCGGCGGAUCUGGCAUCACUCGACGGGUCGUCGGCGGCGGCAGUGGCGCGCGUCGCGACGGCGGCGGCGCGGGUUCAGUUGACGGGCGACGCAUUGAAGCUGGAGAUGGGUCCUGGGUGCUGCGAGGUGUUGCGUCGGUUGGAUGGUUGGUUGGACGAGCAACUGAAGGCCGCCGCGGACGCAGCGGAGGCCGCCGCCGCAGCAGCAGCAGCAGCUGCUGCGGAGGCGGAGGCGGAAGCGACGGCGGCGGAAGCGGCGGAGGGCGACGAGGCCGCCGCUGAUCCGAGUGGCGACGAGCAACCGAAGCCGCAACCGCAACAACCGGUCCAACCGCAACAACCGCAACCGAAGCCGGAGCGGUUGGUUGAGGGUCGGCGGUUGGUUUCGGAGCUGCUCAGUGAGGGCCUUGUGCUGCUGGAGCUGCCGGGGCCGUCGUACCGGAAGUUGCAGAUCCUGCGUGAGAGCGUGGAUGCGCUGGAUCCAGUCGGGGGGGAUGGUGCCGUACAACACCGCCUGCUGGGCACCCUGCAGGAGUUGGUUGGCCAGUUGGGCCCCAUCGGCGCCUCCGUCGACGCCCGCCUCAGCAAGGCGGUUGCCACCGGCAGCAGCAGCAACAGCAGCAGCAGCGACGCAGCUGUCCAGUCGGCCCUCGGCGGGGCGGGUGAGGAGCGCGAGAAGCUGCUGGCGGUGCGCAACACCGCGCUGGCCAUCUACCAGGCGCUCACCGCCUUCCUCAAGACGGAGACACGCAGCUGGGAGGCGGCCAAGGAGGACCUGGCCAAGGUCAAGGAGGCGGUGUACGGCAUCAAGAUCGAGCGCCGCGCUGCGACAUUGGACUCGGGCAUCUCCGGCUGCCGGGGGGUGGCGGAGCGGUGCGCGGCGCUGGCGGGAGGGCUGUUCGGGCUGGGGGCGGGCAGCGAGGAGGUUAAGGCAGCGGUGAGGGAGGCGGCGGGGGCGCUGCAGGCGACGGCGGAGAAGGCCCAGACCCUGCACUCCCGGCUGUCCGAGUACAUCUCCUUCGUGCGGCUGCGGGAGCACGCACUGGCGCUGCCCGCGUCGGCACCGGCGGACGCGGAGGAUGAUUACGAGCUGUCCAUGCCCACCCUGGAGGAGAUGAUGGCUCGGCACGGCGGCAGCGGCAGCAGCAGCGGGGAGGAGGGCGAGGAGGGGCAGGAGGAGGCGGAGGGGCAGCUCAGCUGGCUGGAUCUGGCAGGGCUUGGACUGCCGCCGCCCCCCGAGCAGCCCGAGGAGGAGGAGGAGGAGGUGGAUGAGGAAACCAAGGCAGCGCAGGAGGCCCACGACCAGGCGCUGUCCCAGCUGCAGGAGCGGCUGGACGGGUGGCACGCUGCGGGACUGAGGCUGCUGGCACGGGGCCGGGCGGCGCUGGUGACGCUAGGGGGUGCCUCCCUGGAAAGUGGCGAGCUGGCGCUCUCCGCCGACCCCGGCCUGCCCUCCGCCAAGAGCCUGCUGCAGCUGACUGCGGAACGGCUGGCGCGGCUGCAGCUGCUGGCGGCGGAGAGCGUGAGCGGCGCCAACAGCGGGGUGGAGAACCUGCUGCAAUGGUACAUCCUGGUCCCCCCCGCCGCCUCCGAGCCGCUGUCCGCCUUCCUGAGCGACAACAACCACUUUGGGCUGCAGGCGGGGCAGGUCCACGUGUGCAUCAACGACGUGCGCCCGCCGCUGCUGACGGAGGACAUGCGGGUGGUGCUGGAGGCGGGCGGAGCGCGGGUGGCGCGCAGCCAGCCGGGGAGCGGCGAGGUGUUCCUGGCCCUCCGCCGCAGCGGCGCGCUGGCUCACAUGCGCCGUGCAGGUGUGAGCUGCCUGGAGGUGGCGGCGGUGGAAGACAACCUGCCCGCCCGCCCGCUGGAUCCGGGCUUCCUGGGAGCGUGUACGGCAGCGGGGGUGGACUGCGCGGCCAAGGUUGCCGUACCUGGGGUGCAGACGGAGGGUCCCUCCGCGCUCCCCGAGGUGUACUCCCGCUACCUCGGACUGCUGGGCACUUCCUCGCACCUGCUACCCGCCCUGGCAGAUGCCGUACCCGCAAUCGGAACCUACUACUUCACAAUGUCGUACGUACGGAAGGUGGACGAGCUCCUGAAGAAGCAGCCGCUGGCGUUGUACCGCCUCGCUCCGGCGGAGAAGGUACCGCCAGUGACCCGUGGGUCGGCAGCGGUGCCGGCGGCUGCGGCUGCAAAGGCGGGUACGGCAGGAGCGGCGGCGGCGGCGGCGACGACGGCGGGGGCGGCUGGAUACCGGUUGGAACGUCGGUUGUCGGACUUUGCAUCGCCUGUGAUGCGCGCCUACCUGGGUUGCGAGGUGCGGCUCGCGCUGGCUGCGGUGGACGUUGGCUCCGAGUUCAGCCCGGUGUGGGGCGCGGCGCCCUUCUACCGCACCGCCUCGCCGCAGGCAGCCGUGGAUGCACUGCUGCUGCAGCACACGCGUUGGGUUGAGGAGAACGGCGGCGCGGUGGGUGAUGAGGACGGGGUGGUGGAGGUGGGGCCGCUGGUGUCGUACGGUGGAGAGGGCCUGGCGCCCAUCGUGGAGGGCAAGACGUACGACGAGGCGUACGUGCUGGAGCUGCAGGGUUUCUCCGCCCAGUCCUCGGGCACCUCCUCCAACCUGGGCCUGUGGGCGCUGCCCGCAGUGGCGCUGUCGGCGGGGGUGACAGCGCUGCGGCUGCUGGGGGGUGCGGCGGGGGCAGCGGGCAGGAAGUGAGCAGCAGCAGGGCAGGGAGGAGGGGGGUUGGGGUGGGGUAGUAGCAGCAGGGCAGAGCAGGGAGGAUGGGAGGAAGGCUUGAUGGGAGAGCAGGGAGGACGACGGCGGGAGCAGGCAGCAGCAGCUGCAGCAACACAGACAGGAUGCGGUGACACGUUAGGCCCCGUUGGGUUGGGCGUUGAGAGGCGGCUGGGUUGGGGGUGACUGGGCUGGGAGGAAAACGAAGUGGGCUGUUGGCUGGUUGGCGGCGGCGGCGGCAGUAGGGAAGGUGAAGUGGGCGUGUGAUGGGGAGGAGGGGGCAGACGGCAGCUGGGAAUGGCUGCAGGAGAAACGUGUGAAAGAUUGUAUAUGCCUUCUUCCGCGGCCGACAGAUUUUGGUUCAGAUACCGUAGUAGUAAGGGCCUGAAAGGAUACGGGCUGCCAAGGAUUGGGAGCUGGUGCGAGCAGUUGGCUGGGGGCGAAGGGGCCGUAGG